AUGUCAAUUGGCAAUGGUCCUCUGAUCGUAUCGACCUUUGUGCUGUGUUCACUAAUCACUUACUUCUCCUUAUGCUCCAGGAAUUUCUUUUCAUUGCAUCCGAUGUUUAUGAGUUUCGGAUUUCUGUUAUUUAUGUUAAAUGGUAUAAAUGUACUCAGUGAGCGUGCUUUCGGUGUCUUGAAAUCUAGGUCCGAAAAGAUAAAAGCUCACUGGCUACUCGAGUCCCUUUCAGUACUAUUUAUUUUCAUUGGUUUUCUUGGAAUUUAUGCUAACAAAAUAUUAGACGGAAAACCGCAUUUCACCACAUGGCACGGAUUUCUAGGUGCAGUCACAAAUAAAGUUUUAAAUGAACUAAUAAUAUGGAGGAAUGGUAAAACAUGCAUCAAAAUGAAAUUAAACAGCACAUAUCGUAAUCAUGAAGCUUUAACAAAUCAGAAUUUGAGAUUCUGA
Messenger RNA from Schistosoma curassoni, 450 nucleotides. NCBI's taxonomy places the organism in Eukaryota, Metazoa, Platyhelminthes, Trematoda, Strigeidida, Schistosomatidae. The record is from the annotation of a GenBank genome assembly.